AUGGCUUGGAUUUACCGAAAACUCGUCAUCGUAGGUGAUUCUGGAGGGAAGUCGGCGUUGCUUAUUGUGCUCUUGGGAGGAACUUUCCCAGAGGUAUCAAUCCCAACGGUUUUUGAAAAUUACGUCGCCGACAUUGAGGUGGAUGGGAAGCAUGUCGAAUUGGCGUUGUGGGAUACGGCUGGUCAGAAAGACUAUGAUCGCUUGCGCCCUCUGUCAUACCCCGACUCGCACGUUGUUCUUAUAUCCUUCAACAUUGCUGAUCCCGAUUCCCUGGACAACGUCCUAAAGAAGUGGAUUAUUGACGUCAACCACUACUGUCCCGGACUCCCUAUCAUCCUUGUAGGUUUGAAAAAAGACCUCAGAAGGGAUCCCAAAACCAUUGACGAACUACGGAGGACGAGUCAACACCCAGUGACCGUUGAAGAGGGACAGCAGCUCGCCAAAAGAAUUGGAGCGAGGCACUAUGUUGAGUGCUCUAGCAUAACUGGAGAGGGGGUUCGCGAAGUGUUUCAAAUCGCAACUCGCGAGGCAUUG
Laccaria bicolor S238N-H82 is the source of this 534-nucleotide messenger RNA. RefSeq lists its product as uncharacterized. NCBI's taxonomy places the organism in Eukaryota, Fungi, Basidiomycota, Agaricomycetes, Agaricales, Hydnangiaceae. The transcript is spliced from 5 exons. Gene Ontology annotation, molecular function: GTPase activity; GTP binding. The record is from RefSeq and is a predicted model, not a curated record. The annotation marks the transcript as partial. Gene Ontology annotation, biological process: small GTPase-mediated signal transduction.